Messenger RNA from Neurospora tetraspora, 1810 nucleotides. Its product is annotated as D123-domain-containing protein. NCBI's taxonomy places the organism in Eukaryota, Fungi, Ascomycota, Sordariomycetes, Sordariales, Sordariaceae. The transcript has a single exon. Gene Ontology annotation, cellular component: cytoplasm. The record is from RefSeq and is a predicted model, not a curated record. Bases 287 to 1687 code for a protein of 466 amino acids.
GGCGAGUGGGGCACUGACGUUCUCGAAUUCUCGACCCUGCGGGGUGCGAUUUUCUUUGCAGAGUCCCCUUUGCCGUUGGAUCUUCAAAAGUUCAACAUUUGCCCCGCAGCGAAUCUGUCAGCAUCCAAUCUUUUUCUUCGAUAUUCCAGCAAUCUACUUCUGAGUCAUUUGAAGUAUCUCGAACUGCUAUAUAGCUCUAUCUGUCCUUUACGACCUCUUUGCGCAACUCCGAACACAGCUAGACUUCCCAACUCUCCUCAACACGGCCUCGACAAACUCCUCCACCAUGCCUGCUCUCGAGGGCAUCCUAGAAGCCGCCAAUGCGCCUCAACAAGAUGGCCAAAUCACCUUCCCCCCCGUCACGCGGGACCACAUCCUGCACUGCUCCUACGACUACUGGUUCCCCAAGUACCGCACCUCGUGCAUCCGCUCGCGCCUGAUCCCGCUCAGCCGGGAGUUCAUCUCCUACAUCCGCGAAGACGGCAUCAUCCUGGCCGACGACGAGCCCGGCAACGAGAACGACUCGGAUGACGACGACUGGGAGCCGACCGCCCCUUCCUCCGAGAUCCCCCCGCCUCCGCGCAACCCCGGCGACGCAGAUAACGAUUCCGACUCGGACGACGAGGACUCCACGCCCGCCAAGCUCCCGCCCAACAAGCGCUUCCCCGAGCUGCACAACGCCAUCAACGCGGCCAUCAAGGCCCUCGGCGGCGCCGCCGCCCCCAAGCUCAACUGGUCCUCGCCCAAGGACGCGACCUGGAUCUCGCGCCACCCCAACACGGUGAAAUGCACCACGGCCAACGACGUCUACAUCCUGCUCAAAUCGUCGUCCUUCAUCAGCCACGAUCUCGACCACGCCUUCGACGACUGCGUUCCCGGCCCCUCUUCCUCGACAACCUCCUCGACAACACAACAUCUGUUCCAACCCGUCCUCGUCCUCCGCUCCUUCUUCCUCCCCCUCCCCUCUCUCGAAUUCCGCUGCUUCGUCAAAGACCGCAACCUGAUCGCCAUCACCCAGCGCGACCUCAACUACUACGCCUUUUUGCGCAACCUGCGGCCCGCCAUCAUCGCGCGCUGUCGCGAGCUGUUUGAUACCAAGCUCAAGUACACGUUUCCCGAUUCGUCGUUUGUGUUUGACGUUUACAUCCCCGAAGCUGCGUACCGGUCUGAUUCGGAAAGCGACGAUGAUGAGACGUCAGAGGCUAGAAGCAGAUUGGCGAGGGCGAGGUUGAUUGAUAUUAACCCGUGGGCGCCGAGGACGGAUACGAUCUUGUUUGGGUGGGAGGAGUUGUUGGAGGCGGAGGUGAAGAUGCCUGUGUUGGGGACGGCGGAGUCAACACCAACGGAGAAGAAGGAGAAGACUGUCAGGCUACGGUUUUCCACCACAGGAACUGCUGGUAGGGGAGAUGAUAACCUUACGGAACCAGAAGAGGAGGGCGAGGAUGACUUCGAUGAUGAGACGACGGAGGAUGACGAGCAGGAAGAGGAGGAGUACGAGGUUGAGCUGAGGUUGGUGGAGCAGGAUGAUCCGGCUGCGUACAACUUUAGCUCGCCGCAGUACUCGGCGCAUAAGAUGCCGAAGGAUGUAGUGGACGCUAGUAUGGCGGGCGAAGGGGGCAUGAGGGAGUUUGCUAGGGAGUGGCAGAGGUUACAGGAGCAGGGGAGGGGCGGUGGUUCUAGCAGCUAGCUGAGUGUAUCAGAGCUUCCGUGGUGGACAUUAAGUUUAUGAGAUAUUGAAGGCUAUAUAAAGGCGUUAGUUAUCUCAUUCAAUUUAGGUAUAUCACAAGCGACCCGACCAAAAGCAAUAGCA